GUUACAUCUCUUGUAUAUCCACUUCCUUAGCAGUCACUUUUCUGCAUCCACCAGCCCAGUCAUUCUGAACCCAGUGACAAUUCUUAACAUGAACUGGGAUUUUGCAUUGCAUAUUUUCCUGAUCUAUGUAUCUCAGUCAGCGGUGGCUUUUAACAUCGAUCCAAAUCCAUGGAAAGAAUUCACUCAAAACCAAAACACAGGCUUUGGCUACAAAGUCAUACAGAAAGACAGCGGGAGUUUAAUUGUGAGUGAUCCUUUAAUCCAAAGUGGGAAUAGGAGGGGCAAAGUGUACAGCUGUGAGGUUGCACAAGGAAGAUGCCAACCAAUACGAAUGAAUGAACCCUCUGAGGCUGUCGACAUGUCCCUUGGACUUUCAAUGACAAAAGAUCCUGAAUCUUCUAAUGCAGUGGUCUGUGGCCCAACUAUUCCCAAGAACUGUAAGCACUUUACUGCAUACAACGGCAUGUGUUUUACAUUAAAUUCCAACAAUAGACCAUCAGGACCAAUACCAAGUACUCUAAGAGAUUGCCCACCUCCACCACAAACAGACAUUGCGUUCUUGUUGGAUGGCUCUGGAAGUGUAAGACCCGAGGAAUUUGAAACAAUGAAGAGAUUUGUCAUAAGCAUGGUGAAUGGAUUAAAAGACAGGAAUUUUCAGUUUGCGGUUGCACAGUAUUCUACUCAAUGUUAUAUACACAUAAAAUUCAACACCUUUCGUGGGACUUAUCAAAUAGAACAGAUUGAACAACAUAGGGGCUGGACCUACACGGCUGGGGCUAUCCAAAAAGUUGUGAAUGAAUUAUUUACCCCACAGGCAGGGGCGAGAGAAAAUACUAACAGAGUGCUGGUAGUCAUCACUGAUGGUGAAUCAAAUGACAGGGAUAAUCUGGCAACUGCUGCUUAUAACGCAAAAAAUAAGAAUAUCAUUCGCUAUGCUAUAGGGGUCGGUGGUGCCUUUAACAAUCCAGCAGCAGAGAAUGAGUUGAAAACUAUUGCAUCGGAUCCAGAUGAUAAAUAUGUAUUUAAAGUGAAUGCCUUUUCUGUAUUGACGGAAAUCCAGAACACACUGGAAGAGAAUAUCAUUGCAAUUGAGGGAACCCAGACGUCUGGAGAAUCCACCAGGAUGGAAUUUGCACAGGAUGGCUUCAGUGCAGAUUUUGUUGCAAAUGGGAACAUAAUAAUGAGUGCUGUUGGAGCGUAUCAGUGGAAAGGUGGCUAUCAGAAGUACAAUUACCGUGGAGCACCAGUGAACAGCUUUCAGAAGGGCAACGGUAUUGACAGUUACUUAGGUUAUUCCAUGACAGUCGCAAAAAAAGACCAGCGCUACGUUAUCAUUCAGGGAGCUCCAAGAGAUAAUCACUUGGGGAAAGUGAUCAUAUCAGAAAAUAACAGAGUCGUCCAGACACUAAAUCCUCCUGAGCCUCAAAUUGGUGCCUAUUUUGGUGCUGAGUUAUGUUUGGUGGACUUGAAUUUGGACAACAUUGCAGACCUUCUACUUGUUUCUGCUCCACUGCAUAAUGAGGGGGAUCAGGAAGGAAAAGUCUUCAUCUACACCUUUAUCACAUAUUGGUCCCGGUUACAGGUACGACUUAUACAGACACUGAAAGGAAUUCCAGGACAAAGUGGAAGGUUUGGCAUGACGUUGGCCAGUCCUGCUGAUCUAAAUGGGGACAGUCGGAGGGAUGUAGUAGUAGGAGCGCCUCUAGAGGAGAACGGCCAGGGCAGCAUCUACAUCUUUAAUGGAAGAACAAAAGACAUUAGCCCAACUUUCUCACAGAGGAUCAGCGGCUCAUCCGUGCGUUUUGGGCUGCAAUAUUUUGGGUUUUCUCUGAGUCAGUCUGCUCUGGACCAUAGUGAAGACACGCUGCCAGAUCUUGCUGUUGGUUCCAAAGGAGCAGUCAUCAUUCUAAGAUCUAGACCCAUUGUGAGGUUGAUGAUCACAGUAACUUACACACCGUCCAAAAUCCCCACCAGAGACAACGACUGCAAUAAUCCUUUGCGGAACACAUUACAACUGUGUUUUACUAUGAGUGCCUUAAAUCCUCGGAUGACAGACUUGUCUGCAAAUAUAAACUAUACGUUAAAACUUGAUGCCAAACGACAAAGCUACCGAGCAUUCUUUUCACCGAAACAACGUGUUCAUUAUGGCACAAUGUCUUUGUUGCUGGAGAAGAAAUGCAAGCAGCAUGACUUUUCUAUAGAGUCCUGUCCCAAUGAUGCCCUAAACCCAGUAUCUAAUGAGUUAGUGUAUACAUUUGAGGGUCUCCCAAGUCGGAACAAUUUACGUCCAAUUCUGGAUCCGUCCAUAAAGGACACCUCUGAUUAUAACCUGGAUUUUGAAAUAAACUGUGGACCUGAUAAAAUCUGCAUUGAUGAUCUUAAAGUGGAUUUUAACUUUUCCGGACACUCGGUUAUACAAGUGGGAAUAAUGCAGGAAAUGAAUGUAACUGUCUUUAUAGAGAACAGAGGGGAAAAUUCCUACAACAGUCGUGUAAUUCUCCGAUACCCAGUUGGACUUUCCUUCAGGAAAUUCACCACUAAACAGGGCAGACUAGAGUGUGUUUCUGUGGAUAGUGAUGACAAAGCUCGACUUGGGGAGACUACUUGUUAUAUCAGUAAACCCAUCUUCAAAAAUAAUGGCUUGGCUAUUUUUGAUGUUACAUACAAUAUAAAUAAGGACAGUAACUUUGACAGGAUGGUGACAUUCACUGCAUCUGCUUCCAGUGACAAUGACAGACAUUCAUCUCACGAAGAAGUAUUCAAAAGCAAAACCAUUGAUGUUAAAUAUGCCAUCUACGUUGCAUUGAUCAGGGAUGAGAAUUCCACCAUCCACAUUAACUUUACUGCAGGGAAAAAUGACCUUGAAAAGCCAGUUCAGCAAAUAUUCAAGGUGGAGAAUGACCUCAGGGAUUUGAACGUUGACAUUUUCAUCAGAGUACCCAUAAAAUUAGGAGAUAAAAACAUCUGGGCUAAUAACUUGCAGAUUCAAGGCUGUAAUAAAAGCAGAGACGAAAAACCCACAAUUGGUGAUUUUGUUGCAGCACUGAAAAAAAAACCUGAGGUGAAUUGCUCCAUAGCUGUGUGCGGAGUGUUUAAAUGUGCUGCAAAUCUCUUUAAAACACAACCGAAGUUCUAUAUCAUCUCUGGUAAUGUCAGCUCGGGAUGGAUUGAACAGACCGGACUACGAUCAGUGGUUUUUGAGCUGGUCAGUACAGCAACACUGGACUAUAACAGAACAACAUAUAUCUACUUCUCAUCUGAUUCUACAAACACUGAACCUAUUGGCAAGAUUAAUACCCAGGUGGAGGUGUAUGAAGAGAAAUUCCCAAUUAAGGAGAUAAUUGGAGGUGUUGUUGGAGGGCUUGUGCUAUUGGCUCUUAUCGCCGCCGGCCUCUACAAGGCUGGGUUCUUUAAAAGCAACUAUAAGAAGAUGUUGGAGGAGGCAGGAGCAGGGGCCGAGGGAACCGGAGGACCAAGUGAAGAUUGAUUUAUCUUCUCCACAUUAAUUGCAAAAUUACAUUUAAUUUUAUAUGCAGUAUAACGUGUUAGAGUUAGUUGUUUCUUAUCUUAGGGAAAUUUUCAUAAGUGUACACAGCACUUUUCUGAUUAUUCCUGAAGACCUGACAUGCUUAAAAUUCAAAAGAAAAACAAAAGUUACUUAGAACCUUUAGGACUAAGUUUUUCUUAUAGCUUCUGCAGCUUACAAUGCAUUGUCAAGUAUGAAGGUUGGCAUGCUCUAUUCACUAACACGCGUAAGUGCUUACUAUUUGCUGCAACUAAAUAAUUUCUGCUUAAAGAUCAAAUAUGACAAUGAGUGUGCAAGUUUUUUAUUUUAGAUUUUAUGU
Molecule: messenger RNA, 3845 nt
Organism: Clarias gariepinus (North African catfish)
Lineage: Eukaryota; Metazoa; Chordata; Actinopteri; Siluriformes; Clariidae
Product: integrin alpha-M-like
Exons: 30
Coding region: 89-3487 (1132 amino acids)
Biological process (GO): cell-cell adhesion; integrin-mediated signaling pathway; cell adhesion mediated by integrin
Cellular component (GO): external side of plasma membrane; integrin complex
Molecular function (GO): integrin binding
Source: RefSeq, a predicted model, not a curated record